UCCAUUCCUGCCCGACGACGUGAGCAGUGUUGACAGUCGUGUGAUAUACUUCGAGUGCCGUGAGUGUGACGAAGUGGCUCGUGAAGGGCCAGAGAGGGACGCCGGGCAGCAUCACAAGCACGGCUGCAGCAGAUUCACACCGCCACAGCAGCAUCAGCAUCAGCAACAGCCGGCACAGGAGACCCUAGCAACACAAGCUGGCGAGUCAAUGGUGAGAGCAGGCACAACCACAAACACAAGCACCACGCGGUUGACUCAUUGCUUGUCUUGCUGCUUGCUUCCUUCGUUCACUCAGCCUCCCCCGCAGCACCUCAUCGCCGACCUAGAUCACAAGCAGGUGCGGUCCUUCUCAGUCGCCGUCCGCCUCUCACCCAACUUCCCGCAGGAGCUGGAGGGCACAGGUGUGCCUGCCGUGCUGCUCGUCGAGCCUCACGACCCCUCCGCGCCCAUCUACAUCGCCGAGGGGUUCGACUACCUGUCGUUCCUGCGCCAGCGCCGCAACCAGAACGACCUCCACCCCAACCUAUCCGACAACGACAUAGAGAGCAUGCGCGGCGACAGCCCCCAUCUGACCACCUACGCCUUCUUCGCCGGCAAGGACCUCGACGCCGUCUCGGGCAGCUCCAGGACGCGGCUCGUGCAGCCGGCCACGGCGAGGCUGUGGGUCAAGGGGCGGGACUGCACCACAGUGGCUGAGGAGCGGUCCUACUUGUUUCUUCACUGCGGUCUGGACAGCCCUGGCGAGGUGAUGGUGGCCAAGUACUGCGGCCUGUGUCGGGGGACGGCGGUGCAGUUCGAGCCGGUGGACCACAAGAUGACAUGCCCGCUGCGGACGGUGUGGGGUGGGCUCAUGGACGCUGCGGUGAGUGAGGCUGGCCGGCUGGCUGGCUAGGAGGGGGGAGGGCGGGGGUACAUUCAAAAAGAGGGAGUAAGUGUGUGGUUUGUUGGUGGUUCUGCAGGCUGCUGGUGCGGUGCCCUUCAUACCCAUGGUUGGCGUCGGCGGCCUCACGAACGGCCUGCAGGAACCGAAGCAGCAGCAGCAGCAGGAGGCAUCGCAGCAGCUAGCGAAUGGACAGCGCCCUGGACUCAUGGUGAGACCAACAGACAGACUACACCGCAACCACACCCAUUCCAUGGCCGCCGUGGUUGCUGCAUUCAGGUUCCCCUCCCUCGAAGCCUUGCUCCUCCCAUGACACGCAUCAACGACUCCUUCUCGGCCGCGCCCACCCCGCUGUUCCUCCUCGCCCGUGACGGCGGCCCCAUCACUGCCGAGCAGCUCAAGGACCUCGGCGCGCAGCAGAUGACCAUCGCAUGCACCGACCUCGAGUGGACGCCUCUUCAGAUGGCAUCACACAUGGGCCACAUCGACGUUGUCCAGGCACUCCUCAGCCACCCCCUCGCCCCAGCCCUCAUUAACAAGGCCAUCGACCACCAGACCCCCCUGGUGCUCGCCGCGACAGCCAACCAUGACGAUGUGGUGCAGUGCCUGCUGGAGGCUGGCGCGGACCCCACCACACGGACAGAAGACCAGCGCGGUGACACCCUCGUGCACCUCUGUGCGCGGAAGGGAUGCACAGAGGCCCUGUGGAAGCUCGGCGACUUCGAUCGCAGUCUGCUGUCGCUGCCCAACCGGUGCGGGGAGACCCCUCUGAGCGCAGCCGUCAAGGCCGACGAGUCGGGUGCGGUGACCUGCCUCCUCGACAUGGGCGUCGACUUCAAGAUGGUGACGAGCCACCUGCCCACCCAGCCAGACCACAAGAGGCGGCAAGCCAUUCCUCAGGGAGGAGCGGUGGUGCCAUGGGCGGCGGAGGGGUCCAUCGGGUCGGCAACAGCAGCAGGAAGAGAGGGCUCGUGUGACAGUGGUGGUGCAGAAGCUGAGGGUGUGAUGGCUCGUGUCAAGAAGGAGGAGGAGGAGCUGGGUAUUGGGGCGCUGGCCCAACCACUGGUUCCUAUGCCAUUAGCGACCGAAGCACUUCCCCAAUCACCACUCGAAUCACCGGUAAGGGCAGGGCAUGCACAUCGGACAGCCAGACUGCGCAAUCACCCCAUCCAUCCAUCCAUCCAUGUCUCCUUGUCCGUCAGCAGGGAGGCCCGUUUGACGUGUUUCGCGGCACUGGCGCCCGCUACUCAUUCGGCUUCCUGCUCGACCGCUACCCAGCCCACCGUUCGUCCCUGCCCUUCGUGAAGCUGCUGAGCUUCUUCCUGGAGAACCGCACCUACAACAACCGCAACGAGGCCCGAUACGACUUCCUGCGCAUCACACGCGGCGACCUGAACUGCGUCAACCUCAAGAACGCGAUAGCCAAGAUGGUGGUGGACGGCCAGCCGGCCGACUACUUCGUCACCUGCGACCCGGGCAAAGGCUACCGAGGUGGGGGAGACAGCGCCAGGGAGAGGAGGGACAAGAUACCUGAGGAAAUCCAACACGUAAGCAAGCAAGGACAUCCAUCCGGCCAUCCAUCCAUCCAUCCAUCCAUCCAUCCGGCCAUUCAUUCAACUCUCUGCCUGCUUCAGGUUCGUUUCAACACGUCCUAUGUGGUUAUCGAUCGCAAUACGGGUGGCGAGUUGCGUCGGUGCAAGUCGCGGAAGAGCUCCAAGGACACACUCACUUCUGUCGACAACUUCCUGGCCAGCCUUUACCGUGAGCAAGACGCUGGCUACCGCCCGAGGGCUGCCGUACUGGUCAUCAAGAGUAUACAGGCCCAGGCUCAACGCAACUACCGAACCGCCGAUCUCUCGUAAGCUAACUGACUGACAGGAGCUCACAGGGGGAGACUGCCAUGCGACGCCUUUGUGCAUGUCAUGUGUGUCCUCCCUCAGUUGGCGGAAGGAUAGCGGCAUUCAGGACCUAUGCGUUGCGUUCGGUGAAGACAUCACGCACGAGGUGAGACUGACUGACUGACAACCCAUCAGACACACAGAGAGCAUAUCAUGGCUGUAUCCGUCGGUCACGCCUACACAUCACAUCCUCUAAUACUGCUGUUCAGUUCGCUGACGUCAUCUCACAGCUCGAGAGUGCCCCUGCCGACCAGCCACCUGCAGCAGCUGAUGUGUCUGAGACGGCAGCCGCCCCUGCAGCAGCCGCAGCAGCAGCAGCAGCCGCCAUGCCCUCCCAGGCUGCAUCCGCCAGAGAGAACAGCGCCAGCAUGACGUUGGCACCCUGCAUCAAGGGCAACCCCCCGCCAGAUCUGCUGGUGGCCCGUCUGCUGCUGUUCCAGGAUGCCUCCCCUUGGUCCAACACCGACCCGUACAAGGUGGUGCGGCGAGUGGUGAGCCUGGGCGGCCCGGAGGAGGACUGCGCGGCACACAUGAAGGUGGAGCUGGCGGAGCAGCAGCUGACGUCGCCGUCAUUCACCAUCGAGGGCUUCAUCUACGACGACUUCAUCAAGCGUCAGGCUGCCGAGGGGCGCCUUCUCAACUGGAGCAGCGACGCGGCCGUGACAGGUUCGGCGGACGGCGUGGUGGUGGUCUUCUUUGUUGGCUUCACUCUCGACCCCACGGCCCACCCGAAGAGCGCUCAGCUGGUGUCACAGGGCAGGUUCCGCGUGUGGAAGUCUCCGGGGCAGCAGGAGGGGCGUGGCAGACAGCGGGGCACGAGCACGGACAUGGUGGGCGACCGGCCGUUCCUGUACUGCGGCAUGGACGCUAACCGCGAGGUGGUGCUCUAUCGCAUUUGUCCGCAGUGCCAGCAGUUCGUCCGUGGCCUGCACCACCGCAUUCGCCAUUGGCCCACAUGCCCGGCAUACGAAGCACAUCCCGACGAGGUGACUGACCGACCAGCUGACAGGAACGUCGAGAGCCGUGUAUUGAUUGCAUCGGUAUGCAUGUUUGCCUCGUGUGUGUCUCCAUGUGUCUGUGCAGUCUGACCAGGAGCAUCCUGCCAUGGCUGGCCCCCUGCUGCCACCCGACGCUCCACUGGUGAGCAACAAAGGGCACGCCUCGAGAUGGAUAUCACCUGCCACGAGUGCACUGGUCCCAUCCAUCCGUCCAUCCAUAUAUGUGUGUGUGUGUGUGUGUGUCUCUGUGUGUCUUUGUGUGUGUGUGCUUCAGCCGCUGCCUGCCCCAGUGUCUGAGCGGCGGCCCCUCAGCUACCCACCCGGCAUCCAGCGUGCGCGUGGCCGCAAGAAGGUCGUCAAGGAGGAGGUCAACAGCGACGUCACGCCCCCUCAUGAGACGGGUGCCGCUGACGAGGAGUGCCCUGCCGUCGACAUAGACUUGCAGCAGCGGCAGCAGCCCGACAGAGUGGCCCCCAAGAGGCGAGCCAAGCGAGCGGCGAGCAAGGCGGCAGCAGCAGCAGCAGCAGCAGCAGAUGACACACUAGACGACGGCGACGAUGACCAACAUCAGCCGGACGCCGGCCAGACAGACAUUGAGCCAGCAAAGAAAAGGAAGACCCCCAAGAAGACCGCUGCUGCCAGUAGAACACAAGACAAGGAGGACGAGCCACGCCAGGCACGCGGCAAGCGCAAGCCGACCGACACGCCGACAGCCAGCCAGAGGAAGCGCAAGGCGGCCAAGAAGCAGCCGAUGGAGAGCGCGUCGGUGUUCGGUAUUUCCCUGGCUGAGCUGCUCAAGGAUGGGGGGCAUGGGGCGCUCCUGACGGGCAGCGACAUCCCCACCGAGUACGGCGGCGGGUCGGCCGAUCUGCAGCCCGAUGCCCUGCUGUCUCUGGAGAUCGCUCAACAGCAACAAGGAGGCGGUGAGGGAGAGGUCCCACAGCAAUCAAUGGCGACGGUCUACCGCAUAGAGGGCUUUUGCCUGCCUGACGACGAGGGCGGCAAGCAGAGGCCAGCCACGCAGCAACAGCAGGCGUCUUCUGCCGGUUCAGGCCCCCUCCUCUCCUUCGCCUUCCACCUCGGCACAUCGCGAAUAGACAGCAAUGGUGCCAAUGCGGCAAUGGCAAUGGCGGCCGGCCAGCCGACUGCGCGUGUCUGGCGUCUGGAGGGGGAGGGCGGCCAACCAGCGGUCGACAGCUACCCAUUCGACUCAGACGCGGUCAACGUGGUGGUGGUGGAUCUGUGCACUCACUGCGGUGCGUACGGCCAGCGGUCGGACAGCAGGGGCGACGGCAUAGAGCACAACGAGGCGUGCCCCGUGCCAGCCAUGCAGGAGGUUAGUUCAUCUGCCGGUGUGGGUGUGGCUUCGCGUGUCAAAGGGGGACGGCCCAAGAAGACUGCGAGCGGCUUGUCAAACACGAAGAGCAAGAGGGGCAGCAGUAGGAGUGCCGCUGGUGGUGGUGGCGGUGGUGGUGGUGUGGGUGGUGCUGCUGGUGGUGGCGCGUGCGAGCACAUCGCCGACCUGUGAACACAUACACACACGUGACGUAUGUAUAGACAGACAAACACAUUUCACACAUUGAUGCACACACACACACACACACAGGCAGACAUAGAUUGCCUGCCCUGUGCAUGGCAUGCAGUAUAGAGAGCAUUGAACAGACUCCUUUUCAUUCAAACAGACUCGAGAAUGGCCAGGAAGUGAAUGAAUGAAUGAAUGAGUCAACGAAUGAUUGAACGACUCGACUGA
Messenger RNA from Vitrella brassicaformis, 5526 nucleotides. The record is from the annotation of a GenBank genome assembly. NCBI's taxonomy places the organism in Eukaryota, Vitrellaceae.